Messenger RNA from Phycodurus eques (leafy seadragon), 2488 nucleotides. It is a transcript of the gene hck, whose product is annotated as HCK proto-oncogene, Src family tyrosine kinase. The transcript is spliced from 13 exons. Bases 164 to 1663 code for a protein of 499 amino acids. Gene Ontology annotation, molecular function: non-membrane spanning protein tyrosine kinase activity; ATP binding; signaling receptor binding. The record is from RefSeq and is a predicted model, not a curated record. Gene Ontology annotation, biological process: innate immune response; cell differentiation; protein phosphorylation. NCBI's taxonomy places the organism in Eukaryota, Metazoa, Chordata, Actinopteri, Syngnathiformes, Syngnathidae. Gene Ontology annotation, cellular component: extrinsic component of cytoplasmic side of plasma membrane.
GCUCAGCAGCAGCGCACGCGCAACUUCCUCGUCCGAAGUCGCGCUCCUCAUUUCCCGAGCACACUCGCGAAAAAUGGACGCUUCUGCCACGAAAUGAGGAAUAUUCUCUGACAGAAGUAUCGCAAUCUCGUUCAAGUCGUCGUCGGAAGCGGCGGACAGCACCAUGGGCUGUGUGUGCUCAAAGAAGGACCGGGAGCAUCUUCGGAAAGGGAGCGGCGAGGGACAGAAAAGUGCACUGACAACCCACUAUGUCAAAGAUCCCACAGCAGGAAAUUCCAAAGCUGGCAAAAUGCCAUCCAGUGCAAACAUAACAGACGGAGACAACAUUUCUAUAGCACUGUACGAUUAUGAUGCCAUUCAUGACGGAGACCUGGGCUUCAAGAAGGGAGACAAACUUCGAAUUUUGGAGGAAUCAGGGGAGUGGUGGCGAGCAAAGUCGAUCAGUACAGGUCAAGAAGGCUUCAUCCCCAGCAAUUAUGUUGCUAAAGAUACCCUGCAGGCUGAGGAGUGGUUCUUUAAGGGCGUGAGCCGCAGAGAUGCCGAGAGGCAGCUGCUGGCCCCCGGGAACAAAGUUGGAUCGUUCAUGAUCCGAGACAGCGAGACCAACAAGGGAAGCUUCUCUCUGUCCGUCAGGGACAGUGACGGCCCGUCCGGUGACACCGUUAAACAUUAUAAGAUCCGUAUGCUGGACAACGGAGGAUUCUACAUCUCUCCCCGGAUCACAUUCAGCACCCUGCAGGACAUGGUCAAGCAUUACAAGAAGCAGGGCGAUGGCCUUUGCCAAACCCUGACCAAUCCUUGCCUGAGUCCUAAACCUGAGAAGCCCUGGGAGAAAGACGCCUGGGAGAUCCCAAGGUCGUCACUGAAGCUGGAGAAGAGACUUGGUGCUGGCCAAUUUGGAGAAGUCUGGCUGGCUACAUACAACAAACACACCAAGGUAGCGGUGAAGACCAUGAAACCUGGAAGUAUGUCAGUUGAAGCCUUCAUGGCUGAGGCCAACCUGAUGAAGACUUUACAGCACGACAAACUGGUCCGCCUCAAUGCUGUGGUCACCAAGGAGGAGCCCAUUUAUAUUAUCACCGAAUUAAUGGAAAAGGGUAGUUUAUUAGACUUCCUAAAGAGUGAUGAAGGCAAUCGCAUCCCACUUCCCAAGCUCAUCGACUUCUCUGCCCAGAUUGCAGAGGGCAUGGCCUACAUUGAGCAGAGGAACUACAUCCACCGGGACUUGAGGGCCGCCAACAUCCUGGUCAAUAAGGCUUUAGUGUGCAAAAUUGCUGACUUUGGCCUCGCCCGCGUCAUUGAAGACAACGAAUACACAGCAAGGGAAGGAGCAAGAUUCCCCAUUAAAUGGACAGCCCCUGAAGCCAUUAACUACGGCUGUUUCACUAUUAAGUCAGACGUCUGGUCUUUUGGUAUUUUGCUGACGGAGAUCAUCAGUUUUGGACGCACACCGUACCCAGGGAUGACCAACCCAGAGGUGAUCCGUUCCCUGGAGAAGGGCUACCGGAUGCAGCGUCAGGACAGUUGUCCCAAGGAACUCUAUGACAUCAUGCUAGAGUGUUGGAAGAACAAACCAGAUGACCGUCCAACCUUUGAGUACCUGCAGAGUGUCCUGGAGGAUUUCUACACAGCCACAGAAAGCCAGUACCAGCAGCAACCAUGACUCGUAGCCAUUGUUUCUGUGCAGUCUCAUGAUGUAGUAUUUGUAUAAAAACUUUAUUGUAUUUUCCCGUGUCCUCUGUCCAUGUACCCCUCAAUAACCGGAUGUCUCAGCAGGCUGUGGACACAAUUUCUUCCAAAGAAGCACCACUUUGAAACAGCGGAAAUGUUUUUUUUGUUUGUUUGGUUUGUUUUUUGUUUUUUUACCCGAGCUUGUGUUGUCAAAGGCCAAGGUCUCAAGAAUGGCCUGUGAACACAAUUAGCGCACAUAUUUUUGGUAGGUUAAAAUUGGAUGCAAGUAUGAAUGAUAAAAACAGUAAUGAAUCCUCAAAGAUCCAAAUUUUGGAAAGAAGGAGGCCUUUUUGUUUAUUUUACAACGUACAACAAUAAGCACCUAUUCAGCAUUCAACUGCAUACUGCUGAACACAGUGAUUAAUUCAAUUCUUUAAUUAAUUCUUUAAUUAGCAACAACAACAAAAUUUAUUUGACCAUUUUAAAAGCUAUGGAAAAAAUAAAUGUUUUCACUCCAGCACGUCCACCACCUUUGUGGAAUGCAUGACAGAAGUCAUCAACUGAAGAGUAGAACUACUUUACAAACUGCUUUGUCUUUUAUUUAUACACCAUAACUAUCACAAUGAUUUAUACAUCAUUGUGAUAGUUAUAAUGUGAUGUGCAAAUUAUAGGACUGAUUUAAAAAUGAUGAAUGUUAUGACCAUUUUUAUUAAGUGGUGGCUUUCAACAUUUCUUUGUGCCUUUUCCUGUGUCUAUGUAUAUUUUGUUUUCUUUUUCUGUACUUGAAAUAUGCAUAAAUGUUUUUUUAAUGUUGUAA